Messenger RNA from Bicyclus anynana (squinting bush brown), 4306 nucleotides. RefSeq names its product exocyst complex component 3 (gene Sec6). NCBI's taxonomy places the organism in Eukaryota, Metazoa, Arthropoda, Insecta, Lepidoptera, Nymphalidae. Gene Ontology annotation, molecular function: SNARE binding. The transcript is spliced from 11 exons. Gene Ontology annotation, biological process: exocytosis; exocyst localization. Bases 308 to 3712 code for a protein of 1134 amino acids. Gene Ontology annotation, cellular component: exocyst. The record is from RefSeq and is a predicted model, not a curated record.
UAAUAAAAGUACCUUCUACUAUAAAUCGCAUUCUAAACAGUUUGUGAUUUUUAUAAAGGAUUUACCUUAAGUUAAGUCUUACUCCUAAGUGUUUCUCGUCAUUACCAAUUAUUUUUAAUAGCCAAAAUUUUUAAUUGAAUUCAGUAUUAUUGUACUACCUACUACUGAUGAAAUAAUGAGUGGUUUCAAUGACUGAAAUAAAUAAUAUUUACCAACAAACACAACUUUGAACCCUUCAAUAUAGAUUAUUCAAUUCAGUCCCUCUCAGAACAUUACUUAUUAAAAAUUAGAAUAUUAAAGCAAAACAAUGAGCACUAUGGAUGAAAUUGAAGAGGAAUCCAAAGCAGCGGCUGAAAAGAUGGUUAUGAACAUGAUGCAAAGGCCAGGACAGUUAGAAAAAGUGGAGCAAUACAAGAAGAGAAUAACACACAAAAAGGCGUCAAUUGAGGCGCAACUCAAGUCAGCUGUUCAGGGCAAACUAGAUGGAGUCAGUGUCGGCUUGAGACAGUUGCAGGAGUGUCUGGAUGAUGUACAGCAAAUCAAUUUGAAGAUGGAUGAGUUAGAGGAACUUUUGCAAAGUGUUCCACCACUUGUGGCGUCUCUCCAGGCCGUGAGGGAGGAGGAUUCGCGACAUUCUCAGUAUGUCACAGCUAUGGACAGUUUGAAACACAUAUUCACUGUGCCAGAGAGUGUUGCAAAAACUAAUCAAUGGAUUGGUGAAGGAAAACUAUUGCAUGCACAUCAGUGUCUCAGUGAUUUAGAGAAUUCGAGAGAUGACUUACUGUACGAACUGCACAGACUACCCAAUCAGUCGUCACAUGACAAAAUUAUGCUUAAAGCUUACUUUGAGGAUGUUGAGAUGGUCUCCAACUUGUUAGAGAAGCAAAUCAAACUCAUCUUGGAGAGAACUUUGAACACUGUGCGGAAGGAGCCUACAGUCAUUGUCACUGCUCUGAGAAUUAUUGAAAGGGAAGAGAAAAGAGAUCAGAUGGCACUUCAGCAACAAGACCAAUCAGGGUUCAUGCCGCCCGGUAGACCAAAGAACUGGCGCACCAAAGCGUUCGAAGUACUGGAACGCGUGACCGCGCAGCGCGUGGAAGGCACGCGGGUGGACGAGCGCGAGGACAACAAGCUGUGGCUCAUCCGGUACCUGGAGCUGACGAGGCAGCUGAUACUGGAGGACUUGAUGGUGGUGAAGACUUUGUGUGUGCCCUGUUUCCCCCCGCACUACGAUAUAGUCAACAAAUACGUGAACAUGUAUCACACAUGCCUGUCUACUAGUUUGCAAGAUAUAGUUCAGAAUGGGCUAGAAGGCAACGAGUAUGUGACAUUGCUGUCGUGGAUUUUGAACACAUACCCAGGCCCCGAACUGAUGGGGAGUCCCAAAGUUAAUGUGGAUGUCUCCACUUUGCCACCCUUGCUUAGUGAUGAAAUGAUGCAGAAAUUACAAGAUGAAUAUCUACAGAAAAUGGAGUCUAACUACAUGGAGUGGAUGGAAAAGACGCUGGAGUCUGAGCGCGCGGAGUGGGCGGCCGAGCGCUCGCCCGAGGUGGAGCCCCACACCAACGCUUUCCACACGCACGCGCCCGUCAUCAUCUUCCAGAUGAUCGACCAGAACCUGCAGGUUACCGAAACUAUAAGCAAGGAAAUCACAUUCAAAGCCCUGUUGCUUAGUAUAGAUCAGGUGACGCGUUAUGGGAACAUGUACAGAGAAGGAGUCAUACAAUUUAAGAACGGUUACUUCGCGGACCGGUCGCGGUUGGCGUACUUCACGCACCACAUGAUCACGAUCGUCAACAACUGCGAGCAGAUGGUGCGGCUGGCGCAGCAGACGCAGGCGCGCCGCUGGCCGCCCGCCGCGCCCGCCAAGCACCACCCGCCCGCCGAGCGCAGCUUCGACCGCCUGCUCAGCACCUUCCAGGUGACGCACUGCACGCACCACAUGAUCACGAUCGUCAACAACUGCGAGCAGAUGGUGCGGCUGGCGCAGCAGACGCAGGCGCGCCGCUGGCCGCCCGCCGCGCCCGCCAAGCACCACCCGCCCGCCGAGCGCAGCUUCGACCGCCUGCUCAGCACCUUCCAGGUGACGCACUGCACGCACCACAUGAUCACGAUCGUCAACAACUGCGAGCAGAUGGUGCGGCUGGCGCAGCAGACGCAGGCGCGCCGCUGGCCGCCCGCCGCGCCCGCCAAGCACCACCCGCCCGCCGAGCGCAGCUUCGACCGCCUGCUCAGCACCUUCCAGGUGACGCACUGCACGCACCACAUGAUCACGAUCGUCAACAACUGCGAGCAGAUGGUGCGGCUGGCGCAGCAGACGCAGGCGCGCCGCUGGCCGCCCGCCGCGCCCGCCAAGCACCACCCGCCCGCCGAGCGCAGCUUCGACCGCCUGCUCAGCACCUUCCAGGUGACGCACUGCACGCACCACAUGAUCACGAUCGUCAACAACUGCGAGCAGAUGGUGCGGCUGGCGCAGCAGACGCAGGCGCGCCGCUGGCCGCCCGCCGCGCCCGCCAAGCACCACCCGCCCGCCGAGCGCAGCUUCGACCGCCUGCUCAGCACCUUCCAGGUGACGCACUGCACGCACCACAUGAUCACGAUCGUCAACAACUGCGAGCAGAUGGUGCGGCUGGCGCAGCAGACGCAGGCGCGCCGCUGGCCGCCCGCCGCGCCCGCCAAGCACCACCCGCCCGCCGAGCGCAGCUUCGACCGCCUGCUCAGCACCUUCCAGGUGACGCACUGCACGCACCACAUGAUCACGAUCGUCAACAACUGCGAGCAGAUGGUGCGGCUGGCGCAGCAGACGCAGGCGCGCCGCUGGCCGCCCGCCGCGCCCGCCAAGCACCACCCGCCCGCCGAGCGCAGCUUCGACCGCCUGCUCAGCACCUUCCAGGUGACGCACUGCACGCACCACAUGAUCACGAUCGUCAACAACUGCGAGCAGAUGGUGCGGCUGGCGCAGCAGACGCAGGCGCGCCGCUGGCCGCCCGCCGCGCCCGCCAAGCACCACCCGCCCGCCGAGCGCAGCUUCGACCGCCUGCUCAGCACCUUCCAGACAUUACGAGACGAAGCAGCAAAGUUUCUCUUGGAGGAGGCAUUCUUGGAUUUAGAACAACAUUUCGAUGAUCUGUUUACGACAAAAUGGAUGACUUCGAGUAUACCGGUUGACACUAUUUGUGUUACACUCGAUGACUACUUCCAAGAUUACAAUCAUUUAAGAGAGAAGAAUUUCGAGUAUGUGAUAAACGAGGCUCAGAAUCUUGUGUACAAAAAGUAUAUAACAGCAAUGCUGUCAAAGAAAAUAACGUUUAAGACGGUGGAGGAAGCCCAACAGGCAGCCACGAAGAUCGUGAAAGAAGCGAACCAAAUACGAUCUUUCUUCAGGAAAAUUGCUCUGCAUGCUGAGGGCGUUAACGUGGACUGGCCGUUUGAAGUCAUGGGUGUUUUGGCUGAGGUGCUGCGGUGUCAAGACAUCGAGAUGUUGUCCCUGGACUUGCACGGCUUGCUGGAGAAGUGCCCGGACGUGUCCGAGGAGCAGUUGGUGCGGCUACUUGCUCUGCGUGGGGACAUACCCCGCGCGCACGUGCGCGACACGGUGGCGCACGUGCGCGCGUCGAGGCAACCCCCCCGCGCGCCGCCGCACCCCACCGCGCCGCAACUGUUCAAAAGCAUCACCUUCAAUGACAGACUCUUGUCACAUUUCACUCUAUAGUUAGCGCAAAUAUAAAUUAAUAUUUAAAAAAAUAUAUUUUUAUUAACGAUGUUUGUUUUUAUAUAAAUGCUCUAACAUGCUGAUGCCCCGUCCCCACGGUGGAGCACGUGCAAUGUGUUACAAGUUCCUCGAUUAUAGGUGGUUAACAUUCAUUAUUUAUGUUAUUGUAGAGGGGAGGUAUUCGUGUUGGUGUAAACAAGAGAGUAUUUGAUGACUUGAGCUCAGUUGUUUGUCAGGCAGCGUAGACACCGUCACGCUGUCAGUCGCGUUAGUGAUUUUGUGCAAUAAUGUUUUUUGUUGCAUUCUAAAGGGAUCCCUUAAGCCUCCCCUGGUCACAAGUCCUGGGACCUGCUGGAGGUGUUUCCUCUACCACAAAGUGAUGGUACAUUCACUGUGGUUGCUACCCGUCAUGUCACACUUGCAUGCCUCGAGAUGCCUCCGCUCCCCACUGCGCCGCAGCUGGUUAAGAACAUUACCUUCCAUGAUAGACUUCUGUCACAUUUCACUCAUUUAACUACAAUACAUAAUGAAUUAUUUUUCAAAAUUAUAUUUUGAAAAACAAGCUUUGAGGCCUCAUUCGCAUGAGACUUUUUU